AUGGGCUUACUUCCAAGCACGGGACAAGGAUCAGUGAAUGCAAUGAUCGACUCGGUAGUCCUAGCCAACUGCCUCUACGACAUCAAACCAACCAGUUACGACAACAUCAAGGCUGCCCUAGGACACUACCGUGAACAACGAUUCGAGAAGGUCAAAGCCCAAUACGCAGACUCGCACCGCAACGCCAGGCUCCGCUACGGCCAUGUACGCGUCUCUACCUAUCCUCAUGGUUGCAAAUUCAAAUCCCGCUGA
This is a messenger RNA of Linnemannia hyalina, 252 nucleotides long. NCBI's taxonomy places the organism in Eukaryota, Fungi, Mortierellomycota, Mortierellomycetes, Mortierellales, Mortierellaceae. The record is from the annotation of a GenBank genome assembly.